UUUGCUAGUAUGAUAGUAGUUAUUUUUUAGUAUUUGUUGUUGGGCUUAGGCUAUAUAUAGAGCCAGCCUUGUAAUGUUUAGGUAGUUUUUGGAAUAUUGGAAUAAGAGGAAAUGAGGAAUAAACUAGGAGUCUAGGCAAACCCGAAUUGCUCCACAAGUAAUCUGAUUUUGGUUACGGGUCUUAGGCUGAUCUAUUACAAUGAUACAGUGAUAUCAGAGCGUACGAUUCCAGUGACCGGAAACUCGCCGGUGAUGGUAAAAGUCAAAAAAACACUCAAGAAGAUGAUCUUGGUGUUUUUUUUGAGGGUUUUGAGGCUGAAAUUCCUCCUUUAGACAUGCUUCAAAGGGCUAUCGGAAAUGGUUUCAUCCACUCAUACAAACCCACAUCCACCAAUGAAAUAUACGAGAAGUUGGGAUAAGGCACUAGUGAGAUUUGUGAUGAACAUUUUGAUUCGGAACAUGAAUGUAGUCACAACGGAUAUUCAGUCCUCAUCCUACAUCAAGAAAUAAAGGAUGAAUUAAUGGCAUUUGUAUACCAUAAGAAAAAAAGAAGAUGACCAAGAAAAGAGUGUAAAGGUUGAUGAUAUGGGAAGGAAAUUAAGAGAGCUGGAUAUAUGUGAGGGUCAACGAACAGAUCACAAAUCGAAGAACCAAGAUGAGGAUCCAAGAUCAAUGGAGGAGCUAAAGGGAAGCUUGAGCAGAAUUGGUAGAUUUACCUUAUGGAAAAAUAAACAAAAGGUCAGAAAUAGAAAGAAAGGCAAAAGGUAUUCGUGAAAAAGGAUAAUAAAGAUGAAAGGGGAAGCAAAAAAAGAAAAAGAUAGUAAAAGAAGGAAAUGCAUAAAGGAGAUGAAAUAAAAGCAUAAAGAAAAUAAAAAAAUAGUAGAAAAAGACAGAAGGAAAUGAAAUUGAAAAGAGAAAGAAGACUUUUAAUGUUCAUAAAGCUAAGACAGGUGGGUAGCGGGUCUGAUGGUGGACUGGGAUAAAGGAUGGCCUACGAGUUGGCCGGACAAACUGAAAGAUCAUGCAAGACGGCGACUGUGACACUAGUUGAUGCUGUGGUAUGGUACAAAAAAAUGAUGAGCUAGGGAAAGGAAAAAUUGGAAAAAAAGAAUCGAAUAAAAAGGGAAGAAAAAGGGGCAGCUCUUGGGGGGUACUUAAGGAUGCUUGAAAAUUCCGGUAGAUGGUCGAAUAAAGGGCCGACAGGGGAGAUAUUUGUAGAGGCCAAAGAGAGCAAAGGAGAGAGAAAAUCGCGCAAGAAAAGGAAGGAGAAGAAUUCGACCAUUAUAAGGGGUGACUACCGGAGCAGGAAGUGGACAAAGAGGAAAAGGGGGAUUGUCGAUGUGGGUGGAUAUGGCUGGGAAAGAACCAUUGUUUUUUUUAGGGCCGUAUAGUCUUAAGGUCACCGGAAAAUUUUGUGGGUUCACCAGGAACCGGUGGCGGCUGGCCAGCGUGAGAGAGAAGGUGGGGAGAAAGGAUGACAUUUUUGGGUUGGUGGGGUUGAAGGAGAAGGCUGCCAGGAAUGUAAUCAUAGGGUUUUCAUGGGUUUCGAAGGUAUAGUAAUGCAGCUGGAAAGGAAACAGUAGCUUUUGCUUUUGAAAUGGGAUGACAUCAGCAGGGGUCCAAAAGCAUUUCUGACAUGUAAUUUGAGGGUGGACCAAGUUAUUCUAAGCCUAAGCACUUUUGAGGUUUUUAGCCUUUUCCAAAUUAUUUCCACUCUAUUUUCUAGUUUUAACUCCUUUAUUUCUCAAGUCCACACACCAAUUUUUGUGAAUUGUUUCCCGACUAAAUUUUCUUAUAACCUACCCAAGUCAACUAAUUCUAGGAAAUUUUUUCUCAACCAUUUAUCCUCAUUCUCGUUGCUAACAGUGGAAGGCCAAGCUAAUUAUUAUCUGCCUUGAGGGCAAGGUGGAGCUUCAGGCGAUCGAUAAUGUGAUGAAUUGGGUCAAAGGGUCCAAGGGCAUUAUCGACAUUCAACUAUUAGUUAGUCUUUCGGUUUUGCUAGUUACGGCAUACUUGUCUUUACCAGAGGGGACAGCUUCUGUGCAUGGAUUCAAAGCAAUGAUGAUCGAUCACUAUAAUGCCCUGGAAGGAAGUGAUAGUGAAAAGGACACCAAGGAGCCUGAAGUUAUAGCUCGUAAAUUUAAGAAAAUUCCUAAAACAAAAGUUUUGGUCGACUCUUCCAGAGAUGAUGCCAAGCGUAAGCCUGCUGGUUCAAGUCAUGGAUGCCUAUCCUUAUUAAAAAAACAAGAUAUCUUUCCGCAUAUUCCUGUGAAAAAAAGGACACCUCGUAUUCUUGUUUCAUUAUUUUCAAAUAAAAAGUUUGAAGUAGCAGGAACGAAUGCAAUUGAAGAUCGCUCACAAACAGCUAACAAAAAAAUAGGGCAUAUGAGAACCUUACAGGUCUCAGAUAAGGAAGAGUUGAUUUCACCAUUUCUAGCAGCGAAGGGAAAAAAUGGUGUAUAUGCAGCACCGGAAGAAUCUAAAGAAGAUAGGUUGGGUCGCAAUGUAGCAAAAAUAGGAAAUCUGGCUAGGGAUUCAGUGCAUCCAGGUACAUCCGCAUUAGCAGCUGAGUAUAAGAAUGGGCAGAAAAGAAAGAAAGAGGAAGUUCAGCAGUCUGAAGCUUUGUUUUUUGAUAAUAUUCAGAAAAAAUAUGAUCAUUCAGACAGAGGAACAAAAAGAAACAACUAUGAUGGUAAACAUGCCAAAGUUUGCGAAUCGAAUUCUGAGGGGCCCAGGAAGAAAAGCAAAAAACUGAUAAUGGAAGAUGAACUAGCAGCAUGUGAUGCACUGCAAACCUUGGCUGAAAUAUCUGCAAUGAUGCCCUAUAUUGCUAAAGAACCUGUUAAGGAUGCUGGAGAAUCCAUGAUUGGACGGGACACAACUGUUAAUCUGGUGGCUCGUAGCAAUGUUACAUUAAGUAAUGAGAAAGUGAAAGGGGAGUCAAAUGAGAAACAUAACCAAGCUUCAAAUGUGAAUCAGAAGGCUGAAAGUCUGAUUAAUUGUUCAAGAAAGUCAUCCAAAAAUGAGACUGCGGCGAAUGAGGAGGUGAAGUCUGCAGAUAGUAGUGGGAAAGUAUCUGGUAUCUCCAUCAAAUGUAAAUCAUCACAUAGGUCUCCGCACUUGUCUUUAAGCAAUGACUCACAUUCAGGAGACAUAGAAGCUGCUGUAUCCAGCACACAAAUGGAUACCGCUGGCCACAUUAUUAUUCCCACAAAGAAAAGUAGGCGCAAGAGAGACCGAACAUCACAUUUCAAGGACACAUAUAAUGCUCCAAAUGGUUGUUCGGGUGCAGGUUUACCUGUACUGCAAAAUAAAUUGGAGGAUGUUGAGGGAAUGCUUUUGCAUUGUCUGUCCUGGCCUGAAGCACGCAGAUGGUGUGUGUAUGAAUGGUUUUACAGUGCCAUUGACUACCCUUGGUUUGCUAAAAGAGAUUUUAUGGAGUACCUAAAUCAUGCUGGAUUGGGACAUAUUCCAAGACUCACUCGUGCUGAAUUGGGUAUUAUUAGAGGUUCACUUGGCAAACCUCGAAGAUUUUCUAAAUGUUUUCUACAGCAACAGAGGGAGCGCCUUAAUUAUUAUCGUGAAUCUGUCAGGGAUCAUUAUGUCAAUUUUCGAGCUGGUCUUGGAGAAGUUCCGACAGACUUACUAUAUCCUUUACGUGUUGGACAACAAGUAGUUGCUAUUCAUCCAAAAACAAGAGAUUGCCAUAAUGGCAAAGUUCUAUCAGUUCAACGUGAUAAAUGCUUGGUCCAGUUUCAUUGUCCUGACCUUGGGGUUGAAGUAGUUCUGGAUAUUGAUUGUAUGCCUUUGAAUCUAUUGGAGAAUAUGCCAGAAGCUAUGAGAAGGGAGAGGAUGCAAUUUGAUCACAGGCACAUACAAGUUUCUAAAGUCAAUGGAUCCAUUGUUUCAGCGCCAAUGGAACAUAUGAUGAAUGUUGAUCCCCAUUUGUCUAUUCCUCCUAGAAGUCUCUCAACAGCAAAUGAUAUAAAGGUUAAGCCAUCGUGUUCAAAUUCACUUACUAAGGUAGCAGCCAAUGGAAGUAUAAAGACACAAUCAGCAACCCAAAAUCAAUCUUGCAGUUUUGUUAAAAUACACUCACAAGAGGGUUAUAUGAAAAAUGUUCCAGAAUUUAAAGAAAGUUUAGAUACAAAGGUCCAUGAUCGGCUUAAUGCUUGUUCAGAAAACCUGCCUUUGAAUUCAGUUGGUUUGAAUGGCAAAAUGCAUUCUUCACAUAAUUCUUCUCUCUUCUGUCUAGAAAUUGCAUCUAAUGUGGCUGAUAUCGUAGAAGAUUCUAGAAAAAAAGCUCUAAAAAUGGUAGAUACUGCUAUUAAGGAGAUAACCAGUAAGAAAGAAGUCGAUGAUAAGUUUGGAAGGGAUAAUGAGGCUUUGGAUCGCAAUGGAAAAGCAGAAUGUGCAAGUAAUUGCGGAAUAUCUAUAACAAUGUCUUCAAACGAAGUUCAGGGAAGUUUGCCUCACAAGAACCCAAUAAUUUCUUGUAGUUCAGAUCCUCAACUGGCAUGUGAUAUGAUUAGUUCGCAGUCAGCUGGUGAUUCUGAUCUUGAAAUUCCUUCUGACCUUAUAACAUCUUGCAUUGCUACUUUGCUUAUGAUACAGACUUGCACUGAGAGACAACAUCCACCUGCAGAAGUUGCACAGAUAUUAGAUAAUGCGGCGACGAGCUUACAUCCUUGCUGCCCUCAGAACCUGUCAAUUUACAGGGAUAUACAAAUGUGCAUGGGAAUAAUUAAGACUCAGAUUUUAGCUCUGGUACCAACAUAAUUCUAUUUAAAUUUUUCAGAGGGGCCUGUACAUAGAAUAGGAUGUUGUCCCCAUAUAAAAAAUAAAAAAGGUUUGUCAUGUAUUUUUGUAGCUUGCUAAGUCCUAACCAAUAGGCAAUAAUUAUAGCUUAGAUAUUGAUAAACUCUACCACUAUUAUCAUAGUAUGAGGGAAAUGUGGUCAGACCAUCUGUUGUAAUGUAAAAAUAUUUAUGGCUUUGUUCCUUCACUGAAAUAAUUCAGUAAUACAUGCUUCUGUGGUUAAGAGGUAA
Amaranthus tricolor (Joseph's coat) is the source of this 5048-nucleotide messenger RNA. RefSeq names its product protein ALWAYS EARLY 2-like. NCBI's taxonomy places the organism in Eukaryota, Viridiplantae, Streptophyta, Magnoliopsida, Caryophyllales, Amaranthaceae. Gene Ontology annotation, molecular function: DNA binding. The transcript has 16 exons. The record is from RefSeq and is a predicted model, not a curated record. Bases 1933 to 4779 code for a protein of 948 amino acids. Gene Ontology annotation, biological process: DNA-templated transcription; regulation of cell cycle; regulation of transcription by RNA polymerase II. Gene Ontology annotation, cellular component: transcription repressor complex; nucleoplasm.